AUGGAGGACGGACAUGAAAUUUCGAGCUCCGCAAGUUUAAGAAAAAAUAGCCGACUUUUGGCAGAAACUCUGUCACAGUUAGGUUCUGACGAUUGGGGAAAUAUAUCAGAUAUACCAUUAGUUGAAAACGUGGCUAACGAAGGGCAAAACAGCGACGAGGAUUGCGAAAUCGUAAAAUUUAUCGAAGAUACCGAGAGAGAUAUUGCAGCAAAGUCGACUGAGCACGUGAAGGUUGUAUUAACAAGAGACAAAACAGCAAACCUUUAUAAAAGAAGAGAGAAAUCUUGGACUACUGUAAAA
This is a messenger RNA of Paramuricea clavata, 300 nucleotides long. NCBI's taxonomy places the organism in Eukaryota, Metazoa, Cnidaria, Anthozoa, Malacalcyonacea, Plexauridae. The record is from the annotation of a GenBank genome assembly.